This is a messenger RNA of Arthroderma uncinatum, 1029 nucleotides long. RefSeq names its product pre-rRNA-processing protein ipi1. The record is from RefSeq and is a predicted model, not a curated record. Gene Ontology annotation, cellular component: nucleus. Gene Ontology annotation, biological process: rRNA processing. NCBI's taxonomy places the organism in Eukaryota, Fungi, Ascomycota, Eurotiomycetes, Onygenales, Arthrodermataceae. Bases 1 to 1029 code for a protein of 342 amino acids. The transcript has 3 exons.
AUGGGCUCCAGCCAAAAGAAGAAAAAUGAAAAGAAGAAAGAUUUCCAGAAAACCAAACUCAAGGUCGGAAAGACAAAGGCCGCACCCUCGAACUUUACAAAUACUAGCUUCAAAUCGAAAUCAAUCGUUUUAAACCAACAGUCACUUUUGGCCGCCGCCCCGUCGGAAUCAUCUCAAUUCACCCAUUCGUUAUCCUUGUUAAGCUCCAAGACGGAUAGCCAAAGGAAAGAGUCAUUAUCCCACCUCGCAACCGCUGUUACAUCACGACCGGUUGACUCCCCCCUUCCACGGCCAGUUGGAGUUAUAUUACCGAUCCUAUUCCCUCUUAUUCUAGAUGGAAAUAACGGAGUUCGAGCGCAGCUACUCAGGCUGUUGAAGGCUCUACCUCAAAAAGACUUGGAAGGGCAUGGGUCGGCGUUCUUACCGUACGUUCGAGCUGGCAUGACACACCUGGCGGCAGAUAUCAGGCUCUCCUCGGUAGAAAUACUAUCCUGGCUAUUGUCUGUUGCUGGGCAGGAAGUGGUAUCUGCCGCGGGAGGCUGGAUUAAAACUUUGAACUGUUUCCUUUCGCUAUUGGGGUGGCACACCGAAGCCUCGACGAAGUGGUCAUCGAAUAAAGCUUCAUUCGGAAAAUCUGGCAGCGAGGGGAAGUUGGCAGCGAGGGUUCUACAAGUCUUUGCUGAGUUCCUUCGUGCAGGGAUCGGCCUUACAGAUGACCCAAAUUUAUCCGGGGAGGGACUAGGAGUGAACGAUGGCGGGGCUUUAUUCCCACUUCGCCAUGUCCAAUAUCAUCUCCUCCCGACCAAGGCGUCACCAUUCGCCUACCUUGACCUAUUCAGCAGCGUAAAAAAGGAAGAAGGUGAUAUGUAUGAAUCUCGCGAGGAUCGAUUGAGAGUCUUCGCGCAACUCUUCCAGGUCCCAGUUGAACGAGGCAUUGAUUCUGCGCGACAAGAUGGUGGUGAAACUGGUCGUGCCUCCGCUGGCGUUAGGAAAAUACUCCGAGAGUGCAACAUGGCUUCUAAGCCAUGA